This is a messenger RNA of Thalassophryne amazonica, 3913 nucleotides long. RefSeq names its product solute carrier family 6 member 7 (gene slc6a7). Lineage: Eukaryota; Metazoa; Chordata; Actinopteri; Batrachoidiformes; Batrachoididae. Bases 247 to 2307 code for a protein of 686 amino acids. The record is from RefSeq and is a predicted model, not a curated record. The transcript is spliced from 15 exons. Gene Ontology annotation, cellular component: membrane. Gene Ontology annotation, molecular function: L-proline transmembrane transporter activity. Gene Ontology annotation, biological process: sodium ion transmembrane transport.
CCCUGGGAACAGAACAGCGCAGGAUAACAGAAAGGAGGAGGCCGACGAGAAGGAGCAGGAAGUGUCCUUGUCCUCGCUGCACCUGCGCCCUCUGAGUUGUUUCCUCAUCGUCACCGCCGAACUGACAUCUGGACGGACGCUGUUACCGAGAGCACACCGACAUGACGGACGUCCCGGAGGACGGUUCCGUGUAAACAUGACGGACACCGACGGACAAAAAGAGCAGUGAGGCACCGAGGAGAGGAAAUGAAGGAACCGAGCGGUAAAAGAGCACCGGGGAGCCCCGCAGAGAACAGCGCCCCCACAGGCCCUCAGAAUUCAAACCAUUUGAACGGCCAUAUUGUUGCUCACAAUGGUUGCAGUCCAACAGCUACUCCAUCGCCACAGGUUGAAUCCCAACACUCCAGUCCUGUACCCACUCCAAACCCAGUUUGUGUGAGGGAGCAGUGGGGUGGCAAACACGAGUUCUUGCUUUCCUGCAUUGGAUACUGCGUAGGACUUGGAAACGUGUGGCGGUUUCCUUACCUCUGUUAUCGUAAUGGAGGAGGUGUGUUUCUCAUCCCGUACUUUAUUAUGCUCUUUUGUACGGGGGUCCCACUUUUCCUUAUGGAGCUGAGUUUAGGUCAGUAUGGAGCAGCUGGUCCCAUCACUGUGUGGAAAUGCUGCCCUCUGCUCAAAGGCAUUGGCAUUGGGAUGAUCUGUGUUUCCACGCUGGUGUGUCUCUACUAUAACGUCAUUAUAGCGUGGACAUUUUACUACCUGGGCAGUUCCUUCCAGAACCCCCUGCCCUGGUCCUGUGAUGCCAUAACUAACGCUGCUCUCUGCAAUAACACCACCACAAACGGCUCAUCUAAACCCCUCAGCCCCACUGAGGUUUUUUGGAAUGAGCGUGUGCUGGGUGUGGUACACAGCGAGGGCCUCCAUGACCCCGGCCCUGUCCGCUGGCCUCUGGCUGUCUGCCUGCUGGCUGCCUGGGUCAUUAUAUUCCUCUGCAUUCUUAAAGGUAUCCGCAGCUCUGGCAAGGUGGUUUACGUAACAGCGACUUUCCCGUACUUUGUCCUCCUCGUUCUGAUCAUCAGAGGAGCUACACUGGAAGGCUCUCUUCAGGGCGUUGCCUUCUACCUCACACCAGACUGGGGAAGAUUAUCUAAUGCACAGGUGUGGAAUGAUGCAGCUUCACAGAUCUUCUACUCACUGGGUAUUGGCGUUGGAGGGUUACUCUCUAUGGCAUCUUAUAAUAAGUUUGACAACAAUGUCAUCAGGGACACCCUGAUUAUCACCACAGGAAACUGUAGCACCAGCUUCUUUGCAGGCUUUGCUAUAUUCUCUAUCCUUGGUCACAUGGCUUGGACAAAAGGUGUACCUGUCGGGGAGGUAGCAGACACAGAGAGGAGGCGCUGCCUACUUUCUGUGUGGGCGUAUCACACAGAGCGCCAUCUCAAUUUGUGUCCGACACACCAAGCCGGAAUCCAGAUAUGGACUUUUCUUACAUGUCCGGGGUUGGCCUUUGUUGCUUACCCAGAGGCCCUUGCUUUGUUACCAGGUUCAGUGUUCUGGUCCAUCCUCUUCUUCAUCAUGCUCUUCAUGUUGGGCAUAGAUACACUGUUUGGCAACAUGGAGGCCAUCACUACCGCCGUACUGGAUGAGUUUCCACAUCUGAGAAGGAACACAAUGCAUAAGUCGUUGUUCUUGGGUGUUCUGUGCUUUGCAUUCUACCUGAUGGGCCUUCUCUUAAUCACUGAUGGGGGUAUUUACUGGUUCACACUCAUUGACUCCUUCAGCACUAGUUUUGGCCUCAUCAUCAUCACCCUCUUCAUGUGCAUGGGCAUCUCCUUCUUCUAUGGAAUCAACCAGUUUUGCCAAGACAUCUUAGAUAUGAUCAGCCACUGUCCUCGCUGGUGUGGCAAAGUGCUGGUUUACUUCAGAGCGUGCUGGGUUUUCGUCACUCCGUUUCUUCUACUCUUCAUCCUGACGUACAUCUUCAUUGAGAUGUACAACACGCCGCUCCGCUAUGGGUCUUAUGUGUAUCCACUGUGGGGCAAAGCUCUGGGUGUGUGCAUGGGCGCCACCUGCUGCCUACAAAUCCUCAUCUGGGCCAUUGUGGCCGUCAGCAGAGAAACUGGAAGCCUGAAAGAGCGUUUCCAAAAAUCCAUUCGACCACUGAAUUCCUGGAGGGUAAACAACAUGAGCAGCACUGGGAGCGGCCCGCAGCCUGUGGUGGCUGAGAGAGUGGAGGUUCCGUUCACAGUCACACUCACAGACAUGGACUUUACUGGAAUGGCGUGGGAGAAUGGAAGUGAGGCAUGACAGCGGGAGAGCAUCGAACAUGAGCAAACUAUGUCAUGAAGAAACAAAGGAAUUUAUUACAUGAUUUGUCCCCAGCUUGGUUCUGGUGGCUACGAACAUUAUGUCCUACAGGGCAAUGUGGAUUAUUGACUUUAUUAAUACUAGGAUUGAUGUGUAAAUUGUAUUUUUUUAAACAUUGUUUUAUGAAUAUGAGUUUGCAGAGGUGAAGUCUGGAUCAUCUUCAUCUUUUAUGGUAUAUUAGAACUCUACCCACACAUAAUGCAGAAUUUUGGCUGAUUAUUUAUUUCCUGUGAACAACAGCACAUGCAAUUAUUAAUGUAGUCAGUCAGUGGGUCCGCAAAAUUUCCUUGAGUAACUCUGUAAAACCUACUACAUAAUCAGCUCUGAAAUUUUGGGUUGAGGUAGAUACAGGUGAUGAUUGGCGAGCCUCCUAUUUUGAGCCAUGUUAACAUCUUUUCUAAUAAUAAUUUGUUGUUAUUUACGGAAGUGUAUUGCAUUCACUGGACCGCUGAGCUUGUAAUUAUGAGAUCAGGCUAUUUUUUAUUUAGUUAUUAUUAUUAUUUUUGGGGCGUGUGUGUGUGUGUGUGUGUGUGUGUGUGUGUGUGUGUGUGUGUGUGUGUGUGUGUGUGUGUGUAAUCCCUUCCAUACUUCCAGUAGACGAACGUGAGAAUUCCCGAGUCAUAAUCAAAAAUCGGCCAAUUUGUAACCAUCAAGACUGUACUGUGAUCACACACUACUUCUAUGUGCACACAGUGUUUUUUUUUCCCCCCCAAAGAUGUUCCUGGAUAAACGAAAUUCCUCCAGGGAGGCAGGGUAUGGGGCACCCAGACUGGCAUGUGCCCGGCUGGGAGCGAGCCCCACUUUGUCCCUCCGUGGUCGUUGGGGCUGUGUGAGUGAAAGCUGGAAUUCUGGAGGGGAGCGAGACACGUGCAUCUCAUUUUGGUGAGACGCCCUGUGCCCCUUCUUGAACAUUCAUCCAGAAGCACUUUAGGGGAAAAUUGUGUUUGAUUACAGUGUGUUAUCAUUGCUAACCUCAGCCCACUACUUUACUGAGGGACUGGAAGUAUGGAAGUAUAUAAAACAGUUUAGACACCAGAUCUCUUCUCAUAAUUACGAGAUCUUGUAAUUACGAGAUCGUUUCUCAUAAUUAUGAGAUCAGUGGUCUAAUUUUUUUUUUUUUUUUUUAUAAUCCAGUGAAUGCAAUACACUUCCAUAGUUAUUCUUUUAUAUAUUAUUUUAAAUAGGAAUGUGGGCAUGGUGGGUCUUGCCUGGGCUUGGUCAGGCAGGCUCAUGUAAAAUAUAGGCCUUUUGUUUGCAUGUAAUUUAUGAAGCCUUGUUGCUAAUCACAUGGUCCUGGUGGCCAUUAAGGCCACUGCUGCUUGUUGUCAUAUGUAUGAGAGCGUUUACAGUAAAUUAGAGAUCUGACACUGUUCAUUAUGUGUGAAGAUGAGGGAUGAUAAAAUUCCAUUAACUUUAUUUUGACUGGGUACCUGGAAAUGUGACCAUCCUGUUGCAAAAAAUAUUUCUUCACAUCGUUUUACUUUGGAAAAUGGAUGAUUGCCUCAAAUGUUAAAAGAAUAAAAUAAAUAACAGCUGGUCAAAUUCA